Molecule: messenger RNA, 3129 nt
Organism: Morone saxatilis (striped sea-bass)
Lineage: Eukaryota; Metazoa; Chordata; Actinopteri; Moronidae
Gene: adob
Product: 2-aminoethanethiol (cysteamine) dioxygenase b
Exons: 1
Coding region: 174-944 (256 amino acids)
Cellular component (GO): mitochondrion
Molecular function (GO): oxidoreductase activity, acting on single donors with incorporation of molecular oxygen, incorporation of two atoms of oxygen
Source: RefSeq, a predicted model, not a curated record
UAGUGAAAUCAGGCUCCUAACAGUUACAACCAUCCGCCGGGCCUAAAGUUCAGAGAGAGGUCCGUGGGGUGAGUCGUCUUACUAACAGACGAUCUUUGGCGCUAGCUAAAGGGCUCCAGCUAACGAGCGUCCAGUGGAACCGGAGUCACCGGACAGCCGUUCCUCGCUUCGGUAUGAUGCCCGGUGACAGCGACAUGACCUCCAUCGUCCAGAGAAUAGCUCGGCAGGCUCUCGUCACCUUCAGGAGCCCGCCUCGGGUCGGCGAAGAGGCCGCUAAAUCUUUUUUGGAGAACCACAGCAAACUGAAGAGCCUGAUGACGGAAGUGCGAGCCGCCGACCUGAAGCUCGUCCCGCGGAGAGCCGACGACAGCUCGCCCGGUGUGCCCCCUCCGCUCCCGUACCACCACGGCGCGCCCCCGGUCACCUACAUGCACAUCUGUGAGACGGACCACUUCAGCAUGGGGGUGUUUCUGCUGAAAAGCGGCGCCUCCAUCCCUCUGCACGACCACCCGGGGAUGCACGGCAUGCUCAAAGUCAUGUACGGCAAGGUCAGGAUCAGCUGCUUCGACCGGCAGGAGCGGCCGGCCGGCGGCCCGCAGGUGGCCCCUCCGCCCCCCCCGGCCCAGAUGGACGCUCUGCGGCGCUUCGUGCUCCGCUCCACCGGGGAGUACACGGAGGAGAGCGGCCCGUGCGUGCUCUCCCCUGACCGGGACAACCUCCACCAGAUUGACGCCGUGGACGGCCCAACGGCGUUCAUGGACAUCCUGGCCCCGCCGUACGACCCGGACGACGGCAGAGACUGUCACUAUUACAAGGUUCUGACAGAAGCGGAGGUUAAAAACACAGAGCAGAAGGAGAAGGAGGUCUGGCUCAUGGAGAUCUCACAACCUCCGGAUUUCUGGUGCGGAGGGGAGCCGUACCCGGGCCCGGAGGUCCGUCUCUGAUCCAUCUGACUGACCUGCAGCCACAAAAUGUCUUCUUUUCUCGGGCUGGUCUGGUUUAUGCACCCUGUAGUGGCACAAGGCCGGGGCCUUUGGACCUGGUUGGACAAACUGAGCUGAGUGAAGGGUCUCUAAAUCAUUAAUCCAUGUGUUAGUGGCACAGGAGGUCAUCACAGACACAAAUUAGAGGGUCUUAAUUGGACCAGGGAAGGAGACUACCUGUUCCUUUAGGGAAAAUGAUUCAGCAGAUAAUUAGGUGACCUCAUUGUAAGGCAUUGCUAACAGUGCUCCCACAACUGCAACUCUGAAAUAUAAUAACUCAAGUUUCCACUUCACUUGGAGCCCCUGGCAACACUACACAACAUCCUGUUGAUCCUUCCCUGUUUGUGUAUGAAGGCUGUUACUGCCAGGGAGGCUUUUAAUGCACUCACAGGUGCUCUGUGUAAUGGGAACACCAAACGACAAACUUCAGAUACGUCUUUUACCCCCAGAAAGGGAAUGAAAUCACACUCAGCAUUUGUUUCUCUGACCCGUAUUCUCUGACCCUAUCCAGCUCAAUUUUGGCAUCGCUAUCUUUCUCCUGUGUUGUCGGUGUGGGCAGCAAUCUCUAUAUCAUGUGCUAGAAGACAUUGGCUGUAACUGGGGAGAGAGAACACUUUGGAGGCCUCCUGUCACACACUUCUGGGUUCCUCUGAUAGAUGUAGUGUCAUUAUAGGUGGCGUCAUUUUGUGAACCAGUACAGGAGCGUAUGGAUGGCAGCUGAAAGGGUUAAAAAGUGAAAAGCACCAAAAUUGGGAGUUUCAGAUGAUGUGAGCAAAUGGGCUAAAAUAAGACCCUGUAAGGUAUUUUCAAGGAGAGAUGCCAAGAAAUGACAAACUGAUGAUGUGCAGGGUGCAAAUGCUGCAUUCAAGAAAAGUCAGGAAGUCUGAAUUCGCUGCCUGCAUCUGGUCUAAGUCGGUGCUUCAAAGUUUCGAUUCCAAAAUUGAAACAUUUGGGGCAGAGUUCUGUACCUCGACGCUUUGACACUAAGCAUUACGCAGACAUACUUUUGAUAACCUCUAAAUAUACAGAAUUUCAGUAUUGCAUGAGCCUUAAUAUACAACAAGUACUUGCUGGUGGUUUAAAGGUAUGAUAUUUAUUUCUAAUGUCUGGUGCAUGAGGGAUGCAAUGCAUGCAUUUUUCCACGCUGCAGCAGUGAAACAUAAUAGUUCGAGAUAUAAUCUACUAGAUUGGAAUUCCUGACUUCUGACUGCACCUUGAAUGCAGCAUUAAAAACCCUGACCUGAGCUGAGUUGCCGGACCGGAGGGGCUGUGUUGAUGCGUUUUAAAUGUCUUCCUGCUUCAGGCUUUGUGACGUUUGUUCCAGUCGGAUAAAGAACUGUGUGAAUCAAAAAUAUCUAAAGCUGCAGGUUUUCUCGUCUUGCGUUGUGUUUAGGACUCAACAAACUGUAGACUGUUUUUUUGUCUGGGAAAAGUUUGAUCCUCAGGGCUGUUUGUGAUCUGUAUCACUGACUGAUUGUUGGAAAGAUGUGCACUAAAUUAAGCUUCUUAGUACAAAUUUUGGUUUUCACUGUUCGACAGGAAUGUGAGUGUGAUUAUAAAGUCAGGACCAUAAAAAGGUUUGAGGUUGGAAUUAAUCAGACAUGCAAGGUGAAUCUGAGGAUUAUGUUUAGAAAUAAAGUUUAUGGAGUGAAAACUCUGAAGCUAAACAAACUUCUGAACAAAUUCUCUGCUACUUAAAAUCAGCACUUAAAUUGUACGGUAUGCACUAAUGAAAAUUGUUUCUUGUUCUGAAAGUAGUGCUGACAUAAAAGUAAAGCACCUACUGUCAUAUUAAAAUCUGUUGGGGAUUUUUGGAGAAUUAGGCUGAUUGAAAUUGUGUGUUUGGAUCACUUUUAUUUCCAACUACAUUGUUAUUUGCAAAUAAAACUUGUCCAGAGUUAAUACAAAAUCCUCCUUUGAGGACAGCGACUGAGACUGAUGUGCUGUAUGUUGUGUCACUGUGGGAGUUUAGACUAUACAGGUCUUCUAAUCAGCUGAUGUUUCAUCAACAGAAAGCUCUUUAAAUCAGAAUCUGAUUCCCAAAUCCGGUUGGUGUAAAAUGAACAGUCACUGUAUCGAUGUAUUUUGCCUAUAAUGAAGGUUUUCUGUCUGUUCAUAUAAAAUGUGCUGUUUAUUUUUGCCUAAA